GGCGGGCCGGCCCCCUCCCCUCCCGCCCGCCCUCCCUUCCUCCCGUCCUGCAGCCAAUUAGACAGCCCCCUCGGGCGGGAGGCGUGGGGCGCUCCAUAAAGCGGCGCGGAGCUGUCACCCCGCGAGUAGGCUGCGCACCGCCCAGGCCGGAGCAGGCGCCGAAGACUCGGGCGCUUCGGACCCGGGAGCGUGGAGGAGCCAUGGCCACCACCAACGGGGCCGUGGAGAACGGGCAGCCGGACAGGAAGUCACCCGCCCUGCCGCGCCCCGUCCGCAACCUGGAGGUCAAGUUCACCAAGAUAUUCAUCAACAAUGAAUGGAACGAAUCCAAGAGUGGAAAAAAGUUUGCCACAUAUAACCCUUCAACUCUAGAGAAAAUAUGUGAAGUGGAAGAAGGAGAUAAGCUCGACGUAGACAAGGCCGUGGAGGCUGCACAAGCCGCCUUCCAGAGGGGCUCGCCGUGGCGCCGGCUGGAUGCCCUGAGCCGCGGCCAGCUGCUGCACCAACUGGCGGAUCUCGUGGAGAGGGACCGCGCCGUCCUGGCCACCCUGGAAACGAUGGACACAGGGAAGCCGUUCCUUCACGCCUUUUUCAUCGACCUGGAGGGCUGUAUCAAAACCCUUCGAUACUUUGCAGGGUGGGCAGACAAAAUACAGGGCAGGACCAUCCCCACAGAUGACAACGUUGUGUGUUUCACCAGGCACGAGCCCAUAGGUGUGUGUGGGGCCAUCACUCCUUGGAACUUCCCUCUGCUGAUGCUGGUGUGGAAGCUGGCACCCGCUCUCUGCUGUGGGAACACUGUGGUCGUGAAGCCAGCGGAGCAGACUCCCCUCACCGCCCUCUAUCUCGGCUCUUUGAUCAAAGAGGUGGGAUUCCCUCCGGGCGUGGUGAACAUCGUGCCAGGAUUUGGGCCCACAGUGGGAGCAGCAAUUUCUUCUCACCCUCAGAUCAACAAGAUAGCCUUCACUGGGUCCACAGAGGUUGGAAAGCUGGUAAAAGAAGCCGCCUCCCAUAGCAACCUGAAGAGGGUGACACUGGAGCUUGGUGGGAAAAACCCCUGCAUCGUGUGUGCUGAUGCCGACCUGGACUUGGCAGUGGAGUGCGCCCAUCAGGGAGUGUUCUUCAACCAAGGCCAGUGCUGCACGGCCGCCUCCAGGGUGUUCGUGGAGGAGCAGGUCUAUGACGAGUUUGUCAGGCGGAGCGUGGAGUUCGCCAAGAAACGGUCCAUUGGAGACCCCUUCGACGUCAGGACCGAACAGGGGCCCCAGAUUGACCAGAAGCAGUUCAACAAAAUCCUCGAUCUGAUUGAGAGCGGAAAGAAGGAGGGAGCCAAGCUGGAAUAUGGGGGCUCGGCCAUGGAAGACAGGGGGCUCUUCAUCAAACCCACUGUCUUCUCAGAAGUUACCGACACCAUGCGGAUCGCCAAAGAGGAGAUUUUUGGACCGGUGCAGCCAAUACUGAAGUUCAAAAAUAUCGAAGAAGUGAUAAAAAGAGCAAAUAGCCUUGAAUACGGACUAACAGCAGCUGUGUUCACAAAAAACCUCGACAAAGCACUGAAGCUGGCUUCCGCGUUAGAGUCUGGAACUGUCUGGAUCAACUGCUACAAUGCCAUCUACGCACAGGCUCCAUUUGGUGGCUUUAAAAUGUCGGGGAACGGCAGAGAACUAGGUGAAUAUGCGCUGGCUGAAUACACAGAAGUGAAAACUGUCACCAUCAAACUCGACGACAAGGACCCCUGAAGGAAAGGCAGGCUCCUUCCUCAAACAUCUGACAGCUGAAUGUGGCAGAUCUAACUUGCUGAAGAGAAACCUACAUUCUGACCUUCCUGGGAUACUUUCUUCUGGAGACUUUAAAUCUACUGGAUUUGAACGAUUUUUAUUUUCCUCUCACACUCCUGUUUUAUUGACCAAAAUGUUGUGUGUGAAAUUGUAGUCCUGCCUGGGGAUGGGACUAGUGGCCAUUUCUGUUUUCCACUUUCCACCAGAUCCCGGGGACAGUGAGGAGGCUCAGGGUGUUGUCAACAGGAAGUGGUAUUUGAAGUAUCGAGCAGUAGCUUAAAAAUGCUUUGUUGACUCUGACUCCAGUAAGAAUUUGGAAAAAAAAAAUCCCUGCGUGUUCUGCAAACAGGGCUCUGUACCUGCGGGUUCCUCAGGGUUACCUGCCCACAGAACAAGCCCCUUCUACCAUUCAGUGGGAAGGAAUAGCACUAAGUUUUAAAAACAUUUUAAAUGUUUUUAAAACUUAGUGCUAUUCCUUCCCACUGAAUGGUAGAAGGGGCUUGUUAAAAACAAGGUUGGGAGUAUCAGAUGUGGGGAGCUUUGGGGAAGCAAGUACCAUGGAAGGGUCCUGAAGGCCUUGGUUGUGAACGGUCUUCAAGGACUGUAUCUUGACAUUGACAAUGGGACUCAGCUUAAAACCAAUACUGCCUUUGGAAUGUGACCAAAUCAACAGCCCAAAGAGCUUAUCUAAUGCUAUGUCAUUGUCUACCUUAACCAAGGCACUUUCUUAGGCAGGAAAUGUCGCUAGUGUCACCAUCGCUGCUAAAGACCCAGUGCUCUGACACUACAACAGUAUAGCAAAUCCUCGGAUCAUUAAGUCCCACAUUUUACAAAUUAAAGCCAUAAUUUGCUUUUCCCAAUUAUGCAUUUCUACCACUUGCCUAUGUAGUUUUCCUUUUCUCCAGUUGGGGUAUCAACACUUUAGUAAGACAUACACAACUGAAAAGACUGCUGUUAUAAUACAGCCCUGGUUUUUCAAAGUCCUAUUUUGAUAUUAAUUAGUGAUUGAUUAACAAAUAACAUCUGGACUUCAUGGAGGAACUGGGUCUGCUACUACAGUGGCCUGAGCACAGCAAUAACAGGUUGUGAAUUUUUCUUUUCCUCUUUGUGUAUCCAAAGGAUGUGCAAUUCCAAGUUUUAACUUGGAAAACUGAAAGUGUUCCCAUAUAGCUUUAAAAAAACAAAACCAAACUGAAAUUGUUUUAUUCAGAUACUUUUACUAUUACUAACUAGUACUUUUCUAACGGUGCUUAUGUUUGAGAAUUAAGUUAUGUUUGAGAAUUAAAAUGGGGCGGCAGUAAUAAAAUGGAGGUCAGUGUCAAAACCAGUGUAUGUAUAGAGAAAGUCUUAUGUGAAGUGAGGUUAUCAUUCUUGUUGGAAAUAUGCACUAUGCAAUUCACCUUCUCUCAAUCAGUUAACACAUCCCUUAGACUAUCAGUAACUUGUUAAAUCAGGAUUUGACUUCAUACACUGAAUUUUCAGGAUUUUAUCUAAAGUAACUAUAAACACUAACCUUGAUAGUAAUACAUUAGAGGGUUCUUAUUCUUUCAUUGUACAAUAAUGCCUUUAAUAUGAAAUGCUACAUUAUUUAUAAUGGGUAUAAUGUAUCUUUUUAUAGUUGUAAGUAAACAGAGGUGAUGUAUUUAACCUUCUGUAAUAUACUGUAUUUAUCUAUAUAGUAUUAGAUUUCACUUCUGUUAAGGUUUACUCCUGUGGUAUGGUUUAAAAAAUCUACUGGCCUGGGAAUUCUGACCCUAACUGCAGAUUGUGUUCAACAAUGCAACAACUAUAAAAUAAAAUCAGAUAUUUGAGAAAA
Molecule: messenger RNA, 3594 nt
Organism: Balaenoptera ricei (Rice's whale)
Lineage: Eukaryota; Metazoa; Chordata; Mammalia; Artiodactyla; Balaenopteridae
Gene: ALDH1A3
Product: aldehyde dehydrogenase 1 family member A3
Exons: 13
Coding region: 201-1739 (512 amino acids)
Molecular function (GO): aldehyde dehydrogenase (NAD+) activity
Source: RefSeq, a predicted model, not a curated record